CAGUGAGGAACCCCCGUGAGCCAUGGAGCCCGCCUGUUUUCUCUCGCCUCAUCCGUUCAGCGACAAUGUUACGGCCUCGGAUCUGUACAAGCCUUCGCCGCCGACGAUCGCGGCGCCCAAAUCUGACCAUCUGGAGCAACCGAAAGCGGCCGAACCCACCCGGAUCAUCAGCGACCCAGUCACGGGCAGGUCGUACAGCAAGGGCCGUCUGCUUGGCAAGGGGGGAUUUGCAAGAUGCUAUGAAGUGACAGACCUCUCAAGCAACAAGACCUAUGCGGUGAAAGUCAUUCCUCACAGCAGAGUGGCGAAGCCACACCAACGGGAGAAGAUCAUCAAUGAAAUUGAGCUGCACAGAGACCUGCACCACAAACACAUUGUGAAGUUCUCGCAUCAUUUUGAAGAUUCAGAGAACAUCUACAUCUUCCUUGAGCACUGCAGCCGGAAAUCUUUGGCACACAUCUGGAAAUCCCGACACACCCUUCUGGAGCCAGAGGUUCGGUAUUAUCUCAAGCAAAUCAUCUCUGCCUUGAAAUACCUCCACCUUAAAGGCAUCCUGCACAGGGACCUCAAAUUAGGUAACUUCUUCAUCAAUGAAAACAUGGAGCUGAAGGUGGGAGAUUUUGGUUUGGCUGCCCGACAGGAGCCUGCAGACCAGAGGAAAAAAACUAUUUGUGGUACCCCCAACUACCUUGCCCCAGAGGUGCUUCUACGACAAGGACAUGGGCCAGAAUCAGAUGUGUGGUCUUUGGGCUGCGUCAUGUACACUUUACUAUGCGGAAAUCCCCCCUUUGAGACUUCUGAUCUCAAGGAGACCUACAAGUGUAUCAAGCAUGUCACAUAUACGCUCCCUGCAUUCCUUUCCAUCUCGGCCAAGAACCUGCUCGUGGGCAUCUUGAAACGCAGCCCCCAGGACCGCUUCACACUGGAGGAGAUCUUGGACCAUGAAUUCUUUACUAAAGGGUUCACGCCUGAUAAGCUCCCUCCCAGCAGCUGUGUGAUGGUGCCGGAACUAACUCCCCCCAACCCUGCCAAGAGCCUGUUUGUAAAAGUCACAAAGACGCUCUUUGGGAAAAGAAAGCCCAAAGUUAAGAAGGCUUCAUCUGAAGAGAGAGAUGACAUCUCCAAGCUGGUAACAGGACUUGUCAAGACUUCCAUCUGUAGGCAACUGAGCCAUAAAACUGUGGAAGGGAAUGAGGUCGCUCCCUUGAGUGGUCAGAGUCCCAGCUCUAGCCCAGUAGAGACGGUAGCAGAGGAGGGCUCACAGAAAUCUAUCUCCAGAUCCAUUCGUGGGACGUUGGCUAGUAGCUGUGAAGUAUUUGAAGACUGCGCCACAGCAUCAGCUGUCAUUGAAUCUGCCAUUGGGCUCCUGAGGAACUGUCUCUCUGCCAUGCCAACAGCUGAGAAGAAUCCUGCUUCUCUGGCCUGCCAUGAACAUUUUGUUUGGGUGAGCAAAUGGGUGGACUAUUCCAACAAGUAUGGCUUUGGCUACCAGCUCUCCAACCGUAGCAUUGGUGUCCUCUUCAACGAUGGAACCCACAUGACCCUCUCUGCCAACUGGAAGAAAGUACGUUACAACCUGACAAACAGUAAGCAUUUCUCCUUCCCGGCUUCAGCAGUCCCUGAACAGCUGCAGGGGCAGAUGGGAAUCCUGCAGUACUUUGCUUCGUACAUGGAACAGCAUCUCAUGAAGGGAGGAGACUUGCCCAGCAUAGAUGAGACUGGGGAGCCUCCACUGCUGCUCUUACAGUGGGUGAAGACUAACCAAGCCUUAUUGAUGCUCUUCAGCAAUGGAACCUUGCAAGUGAACUUCUAUAAUGAUCAUACCAAGGUGAUCUUUAGCAAACCUGAUCACUCCUGCCUCCUUACCUACAUCAACCGUGACAGGAAUUCCUACACCUACAAGCUCAGCAGUAUUGCAGAACUUGGCUGCUCACCAGAGCUUCAACGUCGUCUGAAGUACAUCCUCAAACUGCUGCAACAACGAGCAGAUGCUUAACACUAUAGGACAGACUUUUGGUCUCCUUGGAACUUUCUGUUCUUCCAAGAACCCUUGUGGUAAUAGAAGAGAUGGCAACUGUUGGCACCAGGAUUCUUCCUCUGUGGAUGCCUAAUCUUCUAGAAGGAAAAACUUCAAGACCAAAACUGCACACAUGUAGCUCUGAGCUGCUCUUCAGGACCUGUCAACUUCUGGAUGCCUACCACCAACUGCCUCUUGUAUCUUUCUUUUUUUCUUCAAAGGGAGGAUUUUUCACUUGCUUUGAUGUGACUGCUCCAGUCCACAAUGGAGAGGAGGUGUAGAGAUAGAUGCCUUAAGUUUUACUUCUGUGUGAUCAUUGCACAGUUGGUUGCGCACAUGGUGUUACUGGGAGAGGGAGGGAAGAGAGGAAUACUAUAUGGGGAACAAUAUAGGGUUAAGUAGGCAGUGGGGGGGGGGUGUGUGAGACGAUUUUAUUUUAAAAGAUGGUUUCUGGAGUUUUUGACCAGUGCCAAACAUCUUGGCAUCCCAGAGCCUAAUGGGUAAGAAGAGCUCUUCUUGAAUUCAAUCCAUGAAUACAAGAUUAAGGGGUCUUGGUUGUGAAUCGUUUCAGGCCCUGGCCACACUUCCGCUUUCUGCUCUUGGACUUAUUGUGCUGCUUGGAGUUGCAUCACUUGCCAGUCCUUACUUGGCUCUGACUCAUGGACCAAUCGAGAAAGCUGUGUAUUGGGAGUGGCUACCCUACCCAGGGGAAAAGGAAGUCCAAAGUCCUGUGCAACAGAGCAGCUGUAGCAUGGGUGACCACUCAGCCAAGGAGCCAGGUGAAUGACUUCCUUGCUUUAGCUGUAAUAUUGGUAGAAACCAAGAUGCUGGGGUGGGGGUGGGGAACUGUAGCUGGCUGUCUCCUGGAGUUGGUAGAAAAGGAUUGCUACAACUUUAAAUUUGGGAGAAAGAGUUGGGUUUCAGCAGAUAGCUGAAUCUUCAGCCUUUGAUCAGGGUCAAUUGAGAUUUCUAGUGCUGCUGCUAAGCACUUGGGGUAAUGGUACUGUUACACUAAUUAAGCAAAUAGGACUCCCUUUUUGCUGAAACUGUGAAUACCCUAUUUGCCUCAGUUUCUCAGCUGCUUUCACUCUAAGAUACAGCAGAGGGAUUCUCUAAAUUGCCAUGGUACAGACUUGAACAGCUUCAAUGCAAGCUGCCCACUUGGUGUUUUGAACUUGACAAACUGUUCAGCUGUGGAGCCUAAAUGGUGUGAACAUCCUAUGAUUUAUUUAUGUAUUUAUAUGAACUAUUUAUUUUGCACCCAUGUCCUGUUGAUCGUGUACACCAUGUCUCCUAAAAUCCAGCAGUUUGAUUAUAAUA
Elgaria multicarinata webbii is the source of this 3337-nucleotide messenger RNA. RefSeq names its product polo like kinase 3 (gene PLK3). The coding region runs from base 23 to 1996 and encodes 657 amino acids. Gene Ontology annotation, molecular function: ATP binding; protein serine/threonine kinase activity; protein binding. Gene Ontology annotation, cellular component: kinetochore; centrosome; nucleus. Gene Ontology annotation, biological process: protein phosphorylation; mitotic spindle organization; Golgi disassembly. The record is from RefSeq and is a predicted model, not a curated record. The transcript has 15 exons. Lineage: Eukaryota; Metazoa; Chordata; Lepidosauria; Squamata; Anguidae.